Sturnus vulgaris (Common starling) is the source of this 1907-nucleotide messenger RNA. NCBI's taxonomy places the organism in Eukaryota, Metazoa, Chordata, Aves, Passeriformes, Sturnidae. The record is from RefSeq and is a predicted model, not a curated record.
AGCGGACGGGCCGCGGCGUCGAAGCGACAGGGACGGACCGGGAGGCGCCGCCGUUCUACCGCCCCGCGCACCCGCCCAGCCGACAUGAGUGACCAGCAGCUGGAUUGUGCCUUGGAUUUGAUGAGGCGCCUGCCUCCCCAGCAGAUAGAGAAGAAUCUCAGUGACCUCAUUGACUUGGUCCCCAGCCUGUGUGAAGAUCUCCUGUCCUCUGUGGAUCAGCCCUUGAAGAUUGCACGAGACAAGGUGGUGGGCAAGGAUUAUCUAUUGUGUGACUACAACAGAGAUGGGGACUCGUACAGGUCACCGUGGAGCAACAAGUACGACCCCCCCCUGGAGGACGGUGCCAUGCCCUCGGCUCGCCUGCGCAAGCUGGAGGUGGAAGCCAACAAUGCCUUCGACCAGUACAGAGACUUGUAUUUUGAAGGUGGAGUCUCCUCUGUCUACCUCUGGGAUCUGGAUCAUGGCUUUGCCGGGGUGAUCCUCAUUAAGAAAGCUGGAGAUGGAUCAAAGAAGAUUAAGGGAUGCUGGGAUUCCAUCCACGUGGUGGAGGUUCAGGAGAAGUCCAGUGGCCGCACUGCCCAUUACAAGCUGACCUCCACAGUGAUGCUGUGGCUGCAGACCAACAAAACUGGCUCUGGUACCAUGAACCUGGGGGGGAGCCUCACCAGACAGAUGGAGAAGGAUGAGACUGUGAGUGACUCCUCUCCACACAUAGCCAAUAUCGGCCGCUUGGUAGAGGACAUGGAAAACAAAAUCAGAAGUACACUGAAUGAGAUUUAUUUUGGAAAAACAAAGGACAUCGUUAAUGGGCUGAGAUCUAUCGAUGCUAUUCCUGACAACCAAAAGUAUAAGCAGUUGCAGAGGGAACUUUCUCAAGUGUUGACCCAGCGCCAGAUCUACAUCCAGCCUGAUAACUAAACCAAUCCAGGUACCCUCGCUGCCUGUGAGGUGUGAGCAGCACUAAACCAGGACUCACCAGCCCAGCCCUGCAUGGAACCGGGAAGAACUAACCCCUAAUCCUGCAGGGACAGCCCAGGCACCCCGGGGUCUGGCUCAGUGCAGCCACUCAGUGCUGUGGCUCUUGUUUGAAAUGUUGUUACCUCCUCCCCCAUGGAAACCUCACACUGGGAACUGGGGCAGGAUUUACCACUCUGCACUCUGGCUUGGGAGCAGGAAAGGAGCACGUGGUCCUGUGCCUGGAGUGCUGUGGGAUUGGGCUGAUCCAAUCCAGGAGCCCCAGGACUCUGUCCCUUGGGCACCAGCAGUUUGUUACACCUGUGGUACACCACUUCCAGGAAGAAAUUCCCUGUAAUCCCAGUGUCCUCCCUGCAGAAUGAAAUCUUGGGAGUCUCACAGUUCGAAAAAAAAAAAAAAAAAGCCUGGUACUUCCCAUGAAUUCAGAGUAAAUGUGCUCUUGCCCACACGGUGGAUUUUGAAUUUCCCUGGAGCUUGAAAGGCAGUCCUGCUCAGACACUGCCAGCCUCCACUUGCUUGUGCUCUGCACAGCCUCCAGAGGGAUUUGUUGCUGUGCUCGUUUGCUCUGGAGCUCUGAGUGUCAGGGUGCACGGCAGUGACUAACCCCGAGCCAGCCUAACCUUCCACUCCAGUUCCUAACGAGUUCCAGAUGUUGUUUCAAACUCAUCCAGCUGACCAAGGGGAAACUCGCUGUUUGUUGAUAGUGGCCAAGAACCACUUCUUCAACCUAUGACAAAUGCAAAUAUAAAUGUAUAUGUUUUUGUUAAAGCAGCAAAAGUCUCCAGAGACAAGAGAAUGGAAAUACUGUUAUAAAAAUGGUAGGAAAAUCACCACCACAAAGAGCAGCCUUGUUUACAGGAGACAGCAACCAGAGAAAAUGAGGUUGCUCUGAAUCACAGAAUCCCAGACUGGUAUGGGUUGGAAGGGCCCUU